CAUAGGAACUCAGAAAACCCAGGCCCAGAAUAUCCCUGUUAUCAACUUUCAAGACCACUUUUAUUGUCAAUAGAAAACUGACAUCAGACAUGGCAUUUGGACCUCCCAAAAACCUGAAUGGUCCCAAGAUGCAAACAAAGAUGAGCACCUGGACACCACUGAAUCAUCAGCUCAUGAAUGAUAAGGUAUUUGAAGAAAGAAGAAACUUGUUGGGGAAAUGGUUUGACAAGUGGACAGACAGUCAAAGGCGAAGAGUCCUGGCAGACUUCUUGGAGCACUGCUCCCUUUCACAGCUGAAAUUCUGUUUCAAACUGCUGCAGGAUCGAGUGCCAAUUGAAGCACUGGAUUUCACCACCCAGCUUCCCCGAGUGUUAACUUUGUACAUCUUUUCUUUCCUGGAUCCUCGAAGUCUCUCCCAAUGUGCCCAGGUAAAUUGGCACUGGAACUACUUAACCCAGCUUGAUCAACUCUGGAUGCCAAAAUGUCUGCGUUUUGAAUGGUACAUCAAUUUCUCUCCAACUCCAUUUGAGCAAGGAAUCUGGAAGAAACACUAUAUUAAGAAGAUAGAAGAAUUUCGAGUGUCCAGACCUAAGACCCCACCCAAAAAUGAUUUUGUGGUGGUUGAUGUUCAGCCAAUAACAAAAGAUGUCCCAGAAAUAAAGCAGUCUUUGUUGUCAGUCCUUGAAUCAGCAUCUCUGUUAAGAAGAAAGAUAAACAAAGGAAAGAGAGACCUCCCACCUUGGCGUUCAUCAGAUAAGCAUCCAACAGAUAUCAUUCGUUACAACUAUUUGGAUAACUUUGAUCCCAUUGAGCAGGCAAGGCAGGCUAGAAGAAAAGGAGGAGGUCUCACCCCAGACCUCAGUCAGUCAGCCUUUCAGAAAAAGAGGAAACCAGGCAGUGGAACGUACAAGCUCAGAAAAGCAAAGUCUCUGCAACCUAACAGUGAAUUAUCAAGAACACCAGAUUGUGGGACUCAGAUGUCCCUCUCGGCAGAACUUGACUCAGAGGCAGAAGUGACAGUUCGCCCAAACUGGGCUCAGCAUCAGCCAAACAGCUACCCUCUGACUAAAUCAACAGCUAAAAUGUUUGCUCAGAGUGCUCAAUGGAAUGCUGAAAUACGUCCUGCGCCUGCUCGAAGCCCCAUCCCAAAACUGAGUGAGAAAGGAAAGAAAGCCUUUACCCGAACUAGCAGAAGCUCACCAACAUCACCACUAUUUGAAAGUCAACCCUGGGAAGUUCCAUCAUCCAUCUAUAUAUCUGAUGCAGAGCAAGAAGCUGAAGAAAAGAGAACCUCCACAUCACUACUGACUUAGUUUCCAAAAGAAAAAGUGCUUGUUCAAUUAUUGUUAAGUGAAAUGCCUCUUUCUCAAAGUUGGUGUUUGGACAAGGAUUAAGAAUCAAGUAGAUUAGCUGACAGAUUUAUCCUGACUCCAUUUCCACAGUGAAUCAAUUAGCGGAUAUCUUGGUUUUAAAAAUUUGUGAAGCCAGGAACUUGCCAUGUGGCCUUGGAUGGUUUCCCAGCCUCAGUUACUCAGCUGUGGAAUGGAAAUUGUCUUAAUGUAUUUCAUAGGAAUGUUGUGAGGAUGAAUGUUAUAGGGAUUACAACAGCUCAAUUCUGCUUAGAUUUAUUUAUGUAUUCAGUGAAAUUUACAUAACUGAGUGAACAAUUGCAGCUGAAGGUAUUUAGAAACUAAAACAAUGCAUCUCAAUGCAGAUUUAAAAAAAAAACAAGUUAAAAAUGGGGGAAUAUUUGAAAUUGGUGUAUAUCAUACUAAAUAAUAAUAGCUAAAUGACUAUCAUGACCUGUGCCAAAUGUAGUUUUCUCAUCCAUUUCUGCAUCUUCUUUUCUUUCCGUCUAUCAUGAAUAAAUGCUUGUAUAAGAUAAGUAUUUAAUAUAUAUAAGGAAAAAGGCAGGGUGUAUAUUAAAUAAAGAAUUGUCACCUCUUCAAGGCUGCCAUUAUUAGCAUGGGGUUUGAAAACUCCUUGGAAAGAGGCCAAUCGUGCUUGGCUGGUGCUGUUUGAAAAAGCAUUUUGUAAUGUGACAAUGUUCACAGUGCA
Messenger RNA from Thamnophis elegans (Western terrestrial garter snake), 2058 nucleotides. RefSeq names its product F-box protein 16 (gene FBXO16). The record is from RefSeq and is a predicted model, not a curated record. The transcript is spliced from 10 exons. Gene Ontology annotation, molecular function: protein binding. The coding region runs from base 90 to 1313 and encodes 407 amino acids. Lineage: Eukaryota; Metazoa; Chordata; Lepidosauria; Squamata; Natricidae.